This is a messenger RNA of Didymodactylos carnosus, 1218 nucleotides long. NCBI's taxonomy places the organism in Eukaryota, Metazoa, Rotifera, Eurotatoria, Philodinida, Philodinidae. The record is from the annotation of a GenBank genome assembly.
AUGACUUUGAUUGAUUUAUUAUCAACAUUAAAAGAUAAUCCGUAUUUUGGUGCUGGUGCGGGCCUUAUUGGUAUCGGUACACUUUUAGCUGUGGCCCGACGUGGUUCUCAAUUAGGUUUAGUUGCAUUUCGACGACAAUACAUGAUUACGUUAGAAAUUCCGUCGAGUGAUGAAAGUUAUUCAUGGCUGUUGCAAUGGAUAUCAGUUCAAUUAGCUCAAUCGAGUCGACAUUUGAGUGUAAGAACCCAAUUGGUCAAAAAUGAACAAACAAAUAAAAUACAAGCGACAUAUCAUUUUAUGCCAUCGAUCGGUACACACUACUUUUGGUAUGGACGUAAAUGGAUUAAAGUUGAACGGACAAGGGAACAAAUGAUGAAUUUAUCAACAGGUACACCAUUUGAAAGUGUUCAAUUAACAGCAUUUGGAAAAAAUCGUCAGAUUUAUUUUGACAUGUUGGAACAAGCAAGAGAAGACGUGUUAGAAAAAAAUAUUGGAAAAACACCAGUUUAUGUUCCAAAUACAUCACAAAUAAAACCGUUGUUAAUUAUAGUUAACGAAUGGCGUAUGUUUGGUCAUGCUCGCCGAAAACGCCCAUUAAGUUCUGUUAUAUUGGAUCAGGAUAUAAUGUCGAAAUUAGUCGACGAUGUGAGACAAUUCAUUCAAAAUCCUCAAUGGUACAGUGAUCGAGGUCAUUUUGAUAUGAGUAUAAGUACAUUGAAUUUAAGUGAAGGUACAAUGACGGAUGAUCGUUUACAACAAUUACUAAGUAGAGUACCGGAGCAAACUGUUUUAUUGUUGGAAGAUAUUGAUGCAGCAACAGUUGGACGACAUUAUGAAAAAGAAGAUGUAAUUCGUUAUCAGGGUAUGAAACCAUUAACACUAAGUGGUUUAUUGAAUGCACUCGACGGAGUUAUAUCAUCUGAAGGACGAAUUGUGUUCAUGACAACAAAUUACAUUGAGCGACUUGAUCCAGCAUUAAUUCGUCCGGGUCGUGUUGAUUAUAAACAAUACGUCGGUCAUAUGUCUUUGUAUCAAUUAGAACAAAUGUUUCAUAGAUUUUAUCCACUAGCCACGCAAGUACAACUCGACCAUUUUCUUCAGGUAACGCAAUCGUUAAACAAGCCAAUAAGUGCGGCGCAAAUACAAGGUUUUUUUAUGUAUAAUAAAGACAAUAUUGACGAUGUUAUUAAGAAUAUAGAACAAUUACCAAAUUUGUAA